GUGCGUGUUGGGAAGUGGGCUGGGGAGAAGCAUUGCACCCAUUUUGCAGAGCCAGAAAGUGUGAGACGUUGGGUUGGCAGCGUUGGCUCCUGCUGUUGGGCUGCGUUGCGUCUCAUGUUGGGGUGAUGGAGAGCAUCCCUGGGGGAGCUGCUGGGUGUGCUUGGGUUCUUCAGCCGUCGGAGGGGUUGGGUGUUGUAUGGUGGACACGGUUUAAUGGGGAAGUGGUGGUGGUGGUUGGGCUGAAUGAGCGUAGAUGAACGACCGUAUCGCUGGUGAUGCUACGAUUCUACAGACGGAGCGGAUCUGUUUCUUUGGAGCAUCUGGGAGUCAUUGCCUUUCUUCUCUCUGCAGCCUUUCGCAUCCACGAUGGCGGGCGGCGUGGACGGCCCCAUAGGGAUCCCAUUCCCAGAUCACAGCAGCGACAUCCUCAGCAGUCUGAACGAGCAGAGAAACAACGGGCUGUUGUGUGACGUGGUCAUCUUGGUGGAAGGCCAGGAGUUUCCCACCCACCGCUCCGUCCUGGCGGCCUGCAGCCAGUACUUUAAGAAGCUCUUCACCUCAGGGUUAGUGGUGGACCAGCAAAACGUGUAUGAGAUUGACUUUGUGAGCGCCGACGCCUUGUCGGCUCUGCUGGAGUUCGCCUACACCGCGACCCUUACAGUCAGCACUUCCAACGUCAACGACAUCCUCAACGCCGCCAAACUGCUGGAGAUCCCGGCGGUGAGGGAUGUUUGCACGGAUCUCCUGGACAGGAAGAUUCUGGCCAAAAAUGACCAGAUGGAUAUAGUAGAUCAAAUUGAUCAAAGGAACCAUCUCAGAGCAAAAGAGUACCUGGAGUUCUUCCAGAGCAACCCCGUCAACGGCCACCAAGGCAGCUUUCCGUGGACCAACCCGGAGUUGAGAGACCUUCAGAGACUCAACUUCCGAGGCCAAGAGGACGAGGAGGAGCCGGACUGCAACGGCUUGGACUUCUAUCCGCAAGCCUCCCUCAACGAAAGACCAAAGGCGAAUGACUGUGAUCCCGACAGCAACCCGGCCAUGUGGCUGGACAGAGAGGAGGAGGAGGCGGCGGCCGCCCCUGGCUCCUUGUUCUCACCUUCUCAGAACGGACAUUACAGCGGCCGAAGCCUGGGCACGCCAGGAGAAGAGGAGGUGGCUCCCGGGGCCGCCCUGGACCAGCAGGACGCCGGCGACUCCCCCAGCUUCGUCCCCACCGGAGCGGAGGCGGAGGACGACGCCAGGGAUGUGGACGGGUUGGCUGCCAGCGUGCUGCAGCAGGUGAUCAGCUCGGUGGGGAGGCAGCAGCUCGGGGACGACGAGCGGAAGGACGACGACGGAGUCGUGGAUUAUUACUUGAAAUACUUUGGCAGUUCGAACGAGAGCGACGUGUAUCCGUCCUGGUCCCAAAAGGUGGAGAAGAAGAUCAGGGCAAAAGCAUUCCAAAAGUGCCCCAUCUGUGCUAAAGUGAUCCAGGGGGCUGGCAAGCUGCCGCGCCACAUCCGCACCCACACCGGCGAGAAGCCCUACGAGUGCAACAUCUGCAACGUGCGCUUCACCAGGCAGGACAAGCUGAAGGUCCACAUGCGGAAACACACGGGGGAGAAGCCCUAUUUGUGCCAGCAGUGCGGAGCCGCGUUCGCUCACAACUACGACUUGAAGAACCACAUGCGUGUGCACACCGGCCUGCGGCCCUACCAGUGCGACAGCUGCUUCAAGACUUUCGUCCGCUCUGACCACUUGCACAGGCACCUUAAAAAGGAUGGCUGCAACGGCAUCCCGUCCCGGAGGGGCCGACGGCCGCGGGUGAGAGAUGCCGGGGGGCUGCCCACCCCUACGGGAAACCCCGAGGAUGGAGGAUUUCAAGGAGGUGGGGAGAGUCAGGAAUCAGAGGACACCGUGCAGGGGAACGGCCAAGAGCAGCACUUUGAGGAUAGUUCUACUACCGAAGCGUCGGGAUUGAAUGUAGCAGGAGGGUCGGCCGAGGGCAGCGCGCCAGGACUCUCCUAAACCAAAAAAAACAAAACAAAACAAAACCAAACCCAACCAACCGACAAACCACCACAAACGACAACAAGAGAGGUGUCACAAAAUCUAGUUAGUACUUUUUCCUCCGAUUUUCUCUUUCGAGGUGUUUCUCUCUCCCUUUUCCCCUCCCUUCCCUCCGCUCCCCCCCCCCCC
Molecule: messenger RNA, 2178 nt
Organism: Phasianus colchicus (ring-necked pheasant)
Lineage: Eukaryota; Metazoa; Chordata; Aves; Galliformes; Phasianidae
Source: RefSeq, a predicted model, not a curated record